AUGUCAAAAUUCACUAGGACCAGCUUGAAGAGCAAAAAAAAGUUGAAAAUUUCAAAUCAAGAAAACUUCGUUGAAUUGAAGACUUCAGAGGAUUUCUUGAACCAAGGAACUGAGGAAGAAGAAUCGGGUGAUAGAUUUACAUUAUCUGAUUUAUCCAAAUCGCUUAGAUUCUACCAAAAAGCUUACGAAUAUUACCUCCAGGCCAAAGACUUAUCAUAUGCCGAGCUUGCCAAUGCUAACAAAAGAAAACCGAAAUCAUCGCAAUUACUUUUAGAUUGUGUUUACAAUGCUUCAAGACUUCUUUUCCAUGUUUUCAACGAGUUCGUGAAAGAUGAUAUCAUAAAUUUUCAAGUAGAUGUGAAAAAUAUCGAUAAUGUGGUUAAUAGUGAUUAUCUGAUCCUCAAGACUUUGCCAGAGGUGUUGAAAUCGCACGAAGAUGCUAUCUCUAUAUAUCAAAAGCUCUCGGCAGAAGACGGCUCUCAAGUAUUUGUGUGGGACUUAUUUUAUAAUACUUGUUUGGUUUAUACUGAAUUGAUCGAGGAUGCUAGCGAAGAGGAUGUACCUAUAGAAAGCUUUGAAGCGUAUGUUGCUAGAGGAAUGGAAUUAUUCAAGCAAAUUUUAGAAUUUCAAGUUAUGGAAUUGCAAAAAUUGGUAGAAGAGAUGAACGGUCAAAGUGGAGGUGAGCAUCAACAUGCUCAUGACCACGAAGGUCCAUGUGAUCAUCAUCAUGACGAUCAACACCAUGAUGAGGAAGAAGAAGAUGAAGAAGAAGAUGACGAUGAGGAAUAUUCCGCCCAGGAAGCAAUUGUCCCCUCGACAAUUCUUGAAACGAUCAUAUCAUGCUACAGUUUCAUACAAUCCAUUUUUGAAACUAUUAAUUUGAAUUCUGGUUAUCAACAGGCAUUCAACCCGGUGAUUUUAAAUGAACUUGAGAUGUUUGUGGAACUGAUUGAAGUGGUUCUUCAAAAUUUGGUUCAGAAUUUCUACCGUGAAGAUAGCCACAACGAUAAUACCUUAAAUCAAGAGGAAGAGUCUGAUAUGUUGGCACCAUUGGACAAGAAGGAUUUAAUACAAUUGGAAAUAAUCAAGACUUCUAUUGGUGGCUUAUCAACGAAGAACUCGUUGGAUGAUUUAAUCACAUUAUGGGACUCCAAACUCAAAGAACUAGGAUCCAAUGUCAUGAGUGUGGAACAAGAGUCUGAUUUGUUCACGGAAAAAUAUUCAAUGAUUGCUGACAAUUUUCAAAUUUUCUACGAUAGGAAUGUCAGUGGGGCAAAUUCUACUAUCAGUGCAGAAGACCACUGGAAGCUUUUGUCUAUUAUGAGCAACUACUACAAGAAAUCGCAAGAUAUUUACACCUAUUUAUUGAAAAAAACCCAACAAGACAGCAAAUUGAAUGCCAAUAAUUCCAUUGAAUUGUCGCCAUUAAUCUCACAACUUGUCUUGAUCAUCAUUUCCAGAGUAGAUAUUGAUGUCACAAAGGUGUAUUGUGAUCAAUUCAAGCAGCCGGGUAAUAAUUUUGAUAAAAGUAACAUGCAAAAUGGAAAAAUUGAUGAGAUUUUGACUAGAAAUAUUGGUAUCAAUUUGAAGAAUUGUCUUAGCUAUUUGAAUAUGAACUGCGGUCUUAGAGAAAGAAUCUUUGACAAAUUGUCUAGAAGACAAAAGAAGUUCCAGGUCAUGUCAAGACAAUAUAUCCUCGGGCUUGUGGGGAAUUUGCAAGUGAGCAAUAACGAUGAUAGGCAAUUACUUCGAAUCGAAGUUGCGGGAUUGAAAGAUCUUGAUGCGUAUAAAGGCUUCAAAUUUCCUCUAUAA
Molecule: messenger RNA, 1812 nt
Organism: Saccharomycopsis crataegensis
Lineage: Eukaryota; Fungi; Ascomycota; Saccharomycetes; Ascoideales; Saccharomycopsidaceae
Exons: 2
Coding region: 1-1812 (603 amino acids)
Source: RefSeq, a predicted model, not a curated record